Messenger RNA from Pygocentrus nattereri (red-bellied piranha), 1469 nucleotides. RefSeq names its product immunoglobulin domain-containing protein. Bases 222 to 1097 code for a protein of 291 amino acids. The transcript has 5 exons. Lineage: Eukaryota; Metazoa; Chordata; Actinopteri; Characiformes; Serrasalmidae. Gene Ontology annotation, biological process: positive regulation of natural killer cell mediated cytotoxicity directed against tumor cell target; positive regulation of Fc receptor mediated stimulatory signaling pathway; positive regulation of mast cell activation. The record is from RefSeq and is a predicted model, not a curated record. Gene Ontology annotation, cellular component: external side of plasma membrane.
UAGUGAUUGAGCUGACAAUGAGAAAAUAAGUGAAGAAAGAAAAAAGGGGGAAGGUUUAGAAAAGACACUGACUUACAUCGAGAAACUUUUAUUAGAUUAGAACAUAUGAAGAAGACAUUUUUUUCUUCCUCUUCUUCAUAUCUUACUUAGUAAGCCCGUAGGAGGCUUGAACAGAAAGUGAAGAGGAAACAGUCUGACAGCGUCUGCAUCAACGACGAGCCAUGAAUAAGAAUUCUCUCCGUGUGUUUUUCGUCGUUGCCUUUCUGCAAGCAGGCGUCUCUAACAGCAGUGUAAAUAUCAGACAGAGGCAGGAGGGAGAUCGCCUAAACGUCACCUGUGUCCUGUUUGGUAAAGAGAAUCUAACCCAGGUCACCUGGGAGAAGCUGCAAGACACGAAUCGCACCAGCAUGGGUGUAUUUCAUCCCCACUAUGGCAUCCACAUAGAAUCCAGGCAGGCCGGCAGAGUAAAGAUCGAGGGGACUCAACGUCCUCUUGCCUACUCGUCUCUCUCUGUGGAGCUGGAAGCUUUAAAUAAGAGCGGGCAGAUCUGCUGUGUGUUCAUGACGUUUCCUUCAGGCAACCUGAGGCAAUGUGCCAAGAUUGGUGACAGUGAAGAAAUGAUUGACAGCAGUGCCACAAAAACUGCAGCACAUGGUGCCAAACAUGAGCUGGGCAUAUUCGGACAGCUGGGAGCAGUAAUAAUCGGCUCCAUUCUUUCCCUCCUAUUCUUCAUCACCUCUUUCUACUUUUGUCACAGGUGUUGCUGUAGAAGGAGACGUGUGUUCAAUGUGGAGCAGCCGUAUCUCACAGACCCUCCGGCAUCUACAGAGACACACACAGAGGAGAGACCUGCACAACAUGCUGCCCCUGGCUUUGACCCCACAAAACUGUAUGCAAAGAUUAAAGAGGAUUUCUACUAUGGCCGGCUUUGGAAGUCCUACCAAGGCAGAUCCAGGAUACCUACACAAGGAUCUCCGUCUCCCCCGAGACAGAUUUACUACCGUCUAGGUGAGAGGCCUGUACCACAGAGAGAGGAGGAAGGAGCAACCAAAGGCCCAGACACAGUGACGUCAUCACCAUCAGACACCAGCAACUGAGCGUGUCCUCACCCACUGCUGACUACAAGCCAUCAUUUGCUACAAUACAACAAAAAAGCAAUAGCCUGUGCAAUCAUGUAAGAGGAAGUAAUACUGGAAAAGGAUUACUAUAAGCAACAUAAUGCCCUAGCAUGCACUAUAUAUCAAUGCAAAAACUGCUGUUUUUGGUCUGUAUGUCUUAGACUCUGAUUUAUAAGAGCUUGCUUGAAACUACGUUGGAAUCGAAUACACUUGCACACUUGCAUGCAGCUGAUACAGUAAAUCUCAAUGUGUACGAAGUUAUUUUUUGUUUGAACUGAAAACAGGUUCACAUACUUUGAUUAUUACAUAUGAUAUAUUUCAGGUAAAUAAACUAUAGGUUAACAUUUGUAA